Vicugna pacos (alpaca) is the source of this 303-nucleotide messenger RNA. NCBI's taxonomy places the organism in Eukaryota, Metazoa, Chordata, Mammalia, Artiodactyla, Camelidae. The record is from RefSeq and is a predicted model, not a curated record.
CUGGGCUUGUGCGUGAGCCGGCACCCGGUCUUUUUCCUCACCGUGCCCGCAGUCCUGACCAUCACCUUCGGCCUCAGCGCGCUCAACCGCUUCCAGCCCGAGGGCGACCUGGAGCGCCUGGUCGCGCCCAGCCACAGCCUGGCCAAGAUCGAGCGCAGCCUGGCCAGCAGCCUUUUCCCCCUGGACCAGUCCAAAAGCCAGCUGUAUUCGGACUUACACACCCCCGGGAGGUAUGGCAGGGUGAUCCUCCUCUCCCCACCCGGGGACAAUAUUUUGCUCCAGGCUGAGGGCAUCCUGCAGACA